This is a messenger RNA of Portunus trituberculatus (swimming crab), 8109 nucleotides long. RefSeq lists its product as uncharacterized. Bases 850 to 5769 code for a protein of 1639 amino acids. The record is from RefSeq and is a predicted model, not a curated record. NCBI's taxonomy places the organism in Eukaryota, Metazoa, Arthropoda, Malacostraca, Decapoda, Portunidae. Gene Ontology annotation, molecular function: DNA-binding transcription factor activity, RNA polymerase II-specific; RNA polymerase II cis-regulatory region sequence-specific DNA binding. The transcript has 4 exons. Gene Ontology annotation, biological process: regulation of DNA-templated transcription.
CCAUUAGCAGAAGACGGUACCUUAUUUACCGCCAAAAACAGAUGUCUGUGCCUGCCUUGCACUGCCCAGCUACACUGCAACAAGUCUUCUGCUACACACUAAUGCCUGUAGCCUGAUAUAAAGUUACAAAGAAAUACAUCUUGAUUCAAUCCUACUGGUGGGUGAGCAGCGGCUGAAGGCAGGAGCCCACGCCAGGAUGGGACGCAGCACACAGACGGCAGCCCGCCACACUCGGGACGGGACACACAGUGCUGGCCCCCAGGCUGACGUGUAAGACCUCCGUGUCAGCUGGCUGAGAGCUGUGUGCCAGCCUGCGGCAGCACCAGUCACCCAGCCAGGACUGGCGGGCUGGCCUGUGGGAAGACACUCGUCCGUCAAGAGCAGCGUCUUGGCCAGCUGCCGUCACAGGAGACCGGCUCCCCAGCGUCCUGUCUCCUCACACUUGGAGAGGACAAUGACGUGCACAAUUUCCAUCACAGUUGCAGUGGUGCAGAACUGUUGAUUUUAUCACUGCAUACGUCAUAUUCAUCUUAUUAUGAAUGUUUAGUGCAGUGCUCAAAAUAGAAUGUAGCAAAUAUUGGUAAUGAUUAUUCUUUAAUUUCUGUCACAUUUUAGUUACCAGUCAACAUGUCAGGCUUUAUAUUAAGCAGAUCUUUACAUGACAAAGACCAAUUUAUUCUGAAUACAAAUGUUUGUUGGUCAUUUUAUGAUUGCUUGAUUUUUUGUAAAUAGGUUAAAUCUAGUGUCAACCAAUUUGUAACUGUGAUUUUCAUUUGGAGCCAAGAAAGAAAUUAGCUUGGCAUUCCAGUGUUAGGUGGGCACUGCAGGGUGCCACAAGGAAAAGUGAGAAUGAAGGGGGAGUGUGACGGCAGGGAGUUGACCCCCGGGGCACCCGUCAGUGUGGGGCCGGGCAGCAUGUCAGGUCACAAUAGGGAAGGGGGUACGGGGAUGAAGGGGGAGCAAGACAGUGCCACGAGGGGCCUGCAGAUGCCAGGUGUUGUGGGGGGAGCUCAGGGCAAUGGCACGCGGGGCUUCAGUGUGGCAGAGCUCACCAAGGUGGAGGAGGUGAGCCCAGCCAGGGGUGGUCUGCAGAUCCCAAGUGUUAAAGGUGGUGCCAUAGGGAGUGUUCGAGUGCCACCUUUCAAGAGGGAGGGCCAUGACAAGGGCCCAGGACGUGAGGAUAAGCCUUGUGUUCAAGAAGGGAAGGAAAAACUGACUAUAGGAAGGAUCAAGAUUCCCAUCUUUAGGAAAGAUGGCUGGUCAACAGGUUUUAAAAGAGCCAGUCACAACAUCACCUCAGGGAGCUUGCAGGUGUCCAGUGUGGAGGGACAGAACCAGAGCAGUGACACAAGGACUUUCAGUGCAGCAAGGGCAGACAGCCAAAGCAUUGCCACCAGGGUUGGUGCUGCUGUGCCAGGGAGUGUGAUGGAUGCCAAGAGAGAGAGCCAGAGCAGUACAGUGGAGGUACCAAGCAUGGCAGCUACCAAGAGGAUGAGCCAGGAUGGGACCAGCCUGGAGGCAGCACUCGAGGCAAGCACCAAGAAACUGAAGAAAGACAGUGAUCCAAGCGUCCCUGACAUAGCAGCCAGCAGGAACGUCAGUGACGGCAACACCACAGACACAGACUUGGUGAACACAGCAGCUAGCAAGAGAAUGAGUCAGGAUGGUGCUACAGGGCUGUCUGGCAGGAUAGACGUCAAGAGAAUAAGACAGGACAGUCUGACACAGAUCACAGGUGUGACAAGUAUGCCAAGAUACAGCCACAACAGUGUGCCAGAGCCAGUAAACUGUGCAGUUCUGAAGGCACCACCAGGCCAGAGUGUCAUCACCAGGACAGGAGACACAAGAGGUGCAGGGACCUGUGAGCUGAAAGGUCACAAGAGUGGCCUGGCAUCUGUGAAUGCAGCACCUGCUGAGAUGGUGAGCCAGAACAUCAGCAAAUACAACCCUCAGGCGGAGGCUGUGAAGGGAGGCGAGCAGGACAGUGCGACAAGUCAAGCAGAGCCAGCUGUGAAGGGAGACUCUGAUGGCAGCACUGCCAAGCCACCAUUGCCAGUGGUGAGGCAGGACAAAGACAGCAGAGAUAUGGAAGGCUUGAAGGCCUGUGUUGGCGAGGCAGGACCCCAGACACAUCCCACAGCCAGCCCUCUGCUGCCACCCAUAAAGAAGGAAAUCUGUGACACCUCAGAUAGAGAAGAGAGUUCAGAGGUGGCAGACAUGAAUCAGGAGACCCAAAACAAGGGAGAGGCACAGGACAAAAGUGUAGACACAGAGAAGUUGGCAGGGCCCCAGCAGUGCUCAGAGAACAGUGAAGAGAAGCAGGAAGGUGUGUUGAAAGAUGAAGACAAGAACAUAGUCAGGGAGUGUCAGGGUGAGGGUGAGGAGGGGCGGGUGGCAGUGGGUGGCUCCUCCUGCCCUCCCCGGGUGAAGCCAGAGAUGGUGAGCAUCGAGACGCAGUGUGAUGAUGCCACCAUGGCGGCAGAUAAGGCCAUCAAGGACGAGUACGCCUUCUUCAGCGAAGACAGUGGGGAGCCGGGAGAGUGCCUAGGGGGAUGUGAGCCCGGCAAAAAGCCCCACAAGUGCUGUCAGUGUGACACCUCCUUCAGGACGCCGUACGAGCUGUCCCGCCAUGGGCGUGUGCACAGCGGGGAGCGGCCGUACCAGUGCCGCCUGUGCCACCGCUGCUUCAAGAGGAAGGACCACGUGGAGGUGCACACACGCCGCCAUGUGGAGGACCGCCGCCAUGCCUGCAAUGACUGUGGGGUUUGCUUUGUGACCUCCUCCUGCCUCCUGCGCCACCAGCGUCGCACCCACCAGGCUCCCGGCACCAAGCGGCCAGGCGAGGGGGAGAAUGGCGAGGGGGAGGGAGAGCCUGGGGAGAUCAAAGGGGAGGUCAAGGACCAGAUCAGUUCCAAAGACGCCCAGAAGAACGGCCGCCGCAACAAGAAGAACAAGCCAGACUCAACGUACCGGCCGGGCGGCAAGACAGUGUGUAUCAUCAAGAAGCGAAAUCUGCGCCAGCGAAGCUACUCCUUUGUGGAGCUGGAGGAUGAUGUUGAAUGCUUUGAGAGUGACGAGGAAGACCGCAUCCCCUUCCUGAAGGUGCAGGAGCAGCAGCAGGUGGAAGAGCAUGACGAGAGUGGCAGCCAGUCCAGCCAGCUGGAGCACAGCCUCUUCCCACCCAGUCUCUUCAACCCAGAGGCCAAUCUCAGUCACCUGCUGCUGCUGGGAGAGGUGAGUCGCCUGCUGUCCCACUCACUGAUCCCUGGGGGCCCCUCGGAAGGAUCCACCAUCCCAGCCAGCACGGUUGGCCAGACAGGUCACACCAAUGGUCCACCGCAGGACGCUGACGUGGACACUGACGACUCUGACUGUGAGCCGCCCCUGGUGGCCUGUGACGUGACCUUCACCGAGGCUGAGGGCGAGGUGUUUGUGUCGCUGCCAGAUGAUGACUCGGCACCCUCCCAACCAGAGGAGGUGCCGGACCAGGACGAGCAGGACAAGGCAGCACCACCGGCCACUGCCAAGGCUGAGCCUGAGCCGUGCCACCCAGCAGUGAAGACCGAGCCAGGUCAGCCCAGCCCACCACUGACACCAGCCAAGGGAGGAAAGCUAGGCAGCAAGCCUCACUGCAUGCCACCAGCCACCAGCAAGAUGGCACCCACCUCACCCGUCACUGGCAAAGGUGGAGGGACGGGUUUUGCCGCCAUGGGGGAGCCACGAACUGCCUGGGUGCCUGCCAACAACACCAAGGGGAAGAACACCUGCGACGCCUGCCGGAGGAGGAACGAGGCCAACCGUCUGGCACAGAUGGAGAAGGAGCGCCAGGCAGCACUGAAGCAGAAGGAGGAGGCACAGACCAAUCCACGAAACACUCCUCAGAAGGAAAUCAAGACUGAAGAGGUGAAGCCUGCAGACAAGCCAUUCGUGGUCACACCUCCCCCCAAGCCUCCUGCGUGCAAGCCACAGCAGUGCAAGCCGCAGCAGUGCAAGCCGGCAGUGAACAAGCGCAGCAGGAAGGCCGCCAUCACCAAGAAGCGGCGGCCGGCCAAGGCUGGUGGUGGUGGUGGUGGUGGUGGCGAGGGCAAUGGUGCCACCACAGUGCCCCAGCGACCCCACAAGUGUCAUCUGUGUCCAUUCAAUUUCAGGUCGGCCACAGAGCUGAAGCGGCACGCCAGCACACACAGCGGGGAGCGGCCCUUCCUGUGUGAGCUGUGUGGUGCCGGGUUCAUGCGCAAGUGCCACUUACAGCUCCAUGUGCGGCGGCACAGCGGUGAGCGGAGACAUGCCUGCCAAGAGUGCCGGAUGCGUUUCUUCACACCCUCAGACCUGGCACGGCACCAGGCCAUCCACCAGGCGGGAGACAAACCCCUGGAGUGCCACCUGUGCCACCUCACCUUCCGCCGCGCCUUCCACCUGGAGCGCCACAUUCGCCGCCACAACGAGGCCGCGCCCUUUGCCUGCAAGCUGUGUGGUGCUUUCUUCAGCUCGGCAGCAGCACUGAGGAGCCACGACAAGCACCACCGCACGCCCGGCCCACACGCCUGCCCUGACUGCACGGCUGCAUUCACCACAGCUACUGCUCUCUCCCGCCACCGCCGCGUCCACUCCGCCCGUCACCACCGCCUGCUGAGAGCCAUAGAGCGCCACGCCACAGCCAAAUCCAGCUACGAGUGCGUUUCUUCCGAGGAGUCUCCGCUGUCCCUGGUGAUCCGCAAGGUGUCGGCCACGGUGGUGACACCAGGGGAGUCAGGGAAGGACACACCCACUGACUCCCCAGACCUGGCAGACCAUGACAAAGAGGAGCAGGAGGAAAAGGAGAACAAGGACAGCAUUACCUCAGGUCUCUCUACCACAGAUAAGGAAAUGGAUAGUAAGGUGGAAGGAAGGGAAAUGGAUGUCUCCACUUCACUUACUAAUAAGGAAACAGAGCAGGGUGGAAAAACUGUCUCCAGUCUCUCCACUACAGACAACGAAAUGAAGGGAAAGGUGGAAGGAGAGGAAAUUACCUCUACUCCUUCAGUACCAGAUAAAAUAAAAGAGGAUAGAGAAGGAAAUAUUACCUCAAGUCCCUCCAUCUCUGAAAAGAUAGAAGAUGACAGGGAAAAAAAUAUCUUGAGUUCUGGGAGGGAAAAGGAGCGGAGUGUAGCCAGUGCUUUGACCAUCAACACAGGGGAAAUCAAUGAGGAGAGUGGAAACAUUACCUCUAAUCCUUCCAUGACAGAGAAGGAGGUGGUCAGCACAGAGGUGAGUAGCAGUGGCUGUACAGUGGAGGAGAGUGUCACAAACAGUGGUGACAGCCUUGGUGCCAUUAAUCUCUCCAGCAGCACCAAGGCUGGGAAGGACAUGGCCAGUCAUAAUGAAGCAACAGGCCUCCAGCACAUGAACAGCUCCAGGGAAACGGGUAAUCAAAGUGUGUCCAGGGAAGCAGAGAUGGUACAAAAGUCAGCCAGCAACAGUGGAACAGUUUCCAGCAGGGAACUGAAUGGCAAACAUGAGUUGAGUGUCUCCCUCAUGAGCAAAGAGAGGAAAGAAGCACAAGGCAGGAGCAGCUGCAGUCUGUUGCUCCCCACAAGCAGAGAAAUAGAGGCUGUUAAAGAAGAAAUCCACUGCAGAUCCACGUACCACCUGGCCACCCCAAGUGGAGGGCAGGAGGCAGCCCUGCAUGGUGCACCAGGGUAUCCCGGUGAGCAGGGCGGCAGCAGGGCCAGCGGUGAGGAGGGUGGACAGCAGGGAGGGGUGAGGGACGGGGUGGCCACCACCAGCUAGCCGUGAGUGCAGGUGACAAGUGCAGUAUUCAGCUGGUGAAACAAAUCUUGCAAGCUUGACAUGAUAUUUUUUGCCAUGUAGAAGGCAUCAAGUUUGAGACAUUAGAGGGAAGUGUCCAGGAGUGGUGUAAGUUUGGCAGCUCCACCAGGGGUUUGGUUACUGUGUUCAUGAUGUGAAUCUCAGACCACGUGGGGAGCACCUGCAUUUCACUCAUGUUUCGUUAGCAACACCACAGCUGGACCGGCCAGUGCAGCGCGCCUGUGCACUGCCUCGGACAAACUCCCCCUCCCACUCAGCUCUGGCGAGCAUCAAAGUGCAAAGGUUGAGAGUGAGCCACAAGUGAUGUGCAAGGGCAGUGUUGGUAAAGUACCUACAUACUACUUGCUUAUUCAGUAGUUUACAGUGCAAGCUAUGAGAAGACUGUGAUAAGUUAGAUUUUAUUGUUGACUGAUAUUACAAAUUAUUACAAAUUACAUAUGUCUAUUAUAAGAAGGAAGUUUAGGACAAAAACAAAUAUAUUGAGCAUUCAUAUUGGCAUUAUUUUAAGAAGUAAAAUUGUGGCAAUAGAUAAAAUGUAGAUUAUUGAAAUUUAAUAGUGCUAUCUAUAUCUUGAGUGUUCAGGUUAGAGACAAUCUGUAUUUGCAGGAAUACCUUGUUCUGACACAACUUGAUAAGUCAGUGUCAACAGAGGGAGAGACGGUGCACCUAUCUUAUUGAGGGUGGCUGGCGCUGGGACUGAGACGGGCAAUGAGUGGUGAGUGGUAGAGUAUCAGCAGGUGCCUCUCAGUCCCAGGGAUGUCAGAGCAAGGCCUUCCUGCAUGCUGCUGUAAGGAGAUGCCAUAUUAGGAGAGUAAAAUAGCAGAGUAAACUUAGAAGAGUACGUAUGUAUCAGUGAGGGAACGUGGUACAGAGGAGGCAGUUGUGGUGAGAGUCUCAGCCUGUGGUGGACAUUUGAACCUGAAAAUCUCCUUCCCAGAUCGCUACAUUUGUAAGGUUGGUAACGGCCGCCCUGCCAGGUGCCACCCUGCCUGUCGGAGGAUGUCGUCUCGUUAGUCGUAAGCAUGUUGGGUAUUUUAUAAACAAAUUCACCCCAGCAUUAUGUUAUGUGAAAGCUUGACACACUGUUGCAGUGAGAACAAAGCUAUGCAGGAGUUUCUUUUAAAUAUUUCUACAUUUAUUUGUACACAUAAUUGCCAGAACCAUAGCCGCUUGCUGUGUUUUAUCAUCAGAGUGGUCCAGCUCUGUUCCCAGCGCUUGUAGUGAGUUGUAGGCAGCUCGUAGGCUUCGUACUGCUGUUGUAGCACCCACAGGAACCCACAGAUGUAGUCGUGUGUAGAGGGUAGUCGAGUAACACUUUUCUCAGCUUACAGCGCAAAACUAAUGUGUCUUUCACCGCAUAGCUUGAUGAAUGUCAUGUCUGCAGGAGAGUGUGUGUGUGUGUGUGUGUGUGUGUGUGUGUGUGUGUGUGUGUGUGUGUUUGUGUGUGUGUGACUGUCUGUCUGUGUAUGUGUCCGUGUGAGUGUAGCUAGGGUGGAGGGGCUGGGUGUGUCCUCGGGUAGAGAUACACUGAUAGUACCUGACUGUAGCGUGCAUUAGCUGUCAGCCAGACAACUUCACUGGGAGUUAGACUGUCCUUGUGUCCUCCCCAGGGUUGUGUUGCUCUUGUUUUAUUUUUUGUCCUGUUUUGUUUAUCUGUUUGUAGACGGCAGAAUUAUAUUGCGGAAAUGCUUUUAUCGACCUUUGUCUAUGUUUAUUUUUACAGUAGAUAGCUUUAUUUGACCAGAUUAUCAGAACCAUUGUUGGCUACUAAAAUUUUAUUGAUAUUUUAUUUAGUUUUAUAUAUAUUAUUUGAUCGUUUAUUAUUUUGUUGUUGUUCUGUAGUCUCCCAUUCAUCAUUGGAACCUAAAGACCACCAUCGGAAAUUCAAAUCUCUUGCACAUACAUUUUGUCCACGAGGUUUCCAAUUAUUAUGCCACUUCCUCUGUUCAACACUGUCACACUACUAGUACCGUAUAUUAGAACUCAAACCACACACAAGGUCUCUAAGGACAAUUCAAUGUACAGUAUUCACCUUCUACAGUAUUGUCAUGUUCCCAGAAAUACUACCAUUCCAAAUCAAGAUGUUCUCACACCAGCUGUUAAUAACAUUAGUUGCCGUGUCUGUCUAUCCCUACCAACCAACCAACCAGCCUCGGCGCGCCUCCCUCGGCCGCCCUGUAGUGUAGAGGCCACCAACCCUAUGGGCAUUGAUUUGUGAACCAGUUACUUUUAUUAUGAGCCACCUCUAGUGAACCAGUGUGCUUCGUGCUGUGUAGCGGUGAAAUAAACAGUGUCAUUGUU